Molecule: messenger RNA, 1724 nt
Organism: Lecanosticta acicola
Lineage: Eukaryota; Fungi; Ascomycota; Dothideomycetes; Mycosphaerellales; Mycosphaerellaceae
Source: the annotation of a GenBank genome assembly
AUGUCGAGCGAAAAAGCGAGCGCCCUCAAUGGACAGAACCACGUCAACCACAUACACGAGCCUCGCGCGCGCAAACCCGUCAAUCCGCAGCUCCACCGUGCGCUGAACAACGAGCUGAACCUCCACCCAGACCACCGAGCAUCGGCAGCGACGGCAUCAAGAGUCUCCAGCGAACGCGCGACACCUGCGCCGCCUGAUGACGCUCCGCCUUCAGUGAAGGCGACUUCUGCGGCAAGGAAACAUAUCCGUCAACGGACAAAACAGAGGAUCUUUCCCACCGUCGAGUAUCAUGACCGAGUCUCGUACUUUGACCCAAGGUCAAGCUAUGGGAACUUCAGAGGGUUCUUCGUCCUGUUCUGGAUCGGACUGGCGAUCAUGGUCAUUACGUCCAUGCUGCGAAACUUGCGAGAGACGGGCAACCUGCUCAACUCUCGGCAAUGGCCCUUGUUUACGAAAGACUUGGACGAAUUGGCAAUUAGCGACCUCCUCAUGUGCGCCAGCACAGCUCUCGACCUCCCGCUUCAUCUUAUCUACAGAAAUAGCAAAGGGUUUCUCAGGUGGAACAAGGGCGGUAUGAUUCUGCAGAGCUUGUACCAGGCGGCAUGGCUCUGGCUUUGGAUCAGUUGGCCGUUUCUCAGAGAUUGGACAUGGACAGCUCAGGUCUUUUUUACGUUGCACACGCUGUGCUUGUUCAUGAAAAUGCACUCAUACGCUUUCUACAAUGGCCACUUGUCCAUCUCCCUGGCCCGUCUGAAAGAGUUAGAUCGCCCCAUCGGCCCAAUGACCCCAACAGCGGCCGCCGUUCGUUACCCGCCUGCUCAGUCCCGGCUCGCAACGACCAACCAAGACGAUGAAGAGGAUGAGGGCAACGAGGAGAACGUUCCUCCGGUUGCUCAGCUUCGCAGUGAUCUGGCUGAGGAACUGACCUCACCAAUGGGCAACGUCACUUAUCCCCAGAACCUGACCCUGGCCAACUUUGCGGACUACUUGCUCUGUCCGACGUUGUGUUACGAGCUGGAGUACCCACGAAAUCCGACGAGGUCCUAUCUGGAGCUCUUCUAUAAGACACUGGCUGUUUUCGGGUGUAUCUUCCUCAUGACUGUGACGAGCGAAGAGUUCAUCAUUCCCGUCCUUGAUGAGUCUCAGCAUCGACUCGUCAAAUCACGCACUUGGAUUGACAGCGCCCUGAUUUUCGCCGAGACCGUCAGCCGCCUUCUAUUUCCCUUCAUGAUCACAUUUUUACUGGUAUUCUUGAGUAUAUUUGAGUAUACUCUAGGUGCCUUCGCAGAGAUAACUCGCUUUGCCGACCGGCAGUUUUACGUCGACUGGUGGAAUAGCUUAGACUGGAUGGAGUUCAGUCGUGAAUGGAACAUACCGGUACACAACUUCUUCAGGCGCCAUGUCUACAGUGCCAGUCGCAGUGCCAAGAUGUCGAGGACUGCAGCAACGGCCUUGACCUUCCUAAUCUCUGCUCUGGCGCACGAACUGAUCAUGGGAUGCAUCACGAGAAAGUUCCGCGGCUACGGGUUUAUCUUGAUGAUGUUCCAAAUGCCAUUUGUAGUGGUUCAACGGAUGCCCUGGGUCCGAGAUCAGCAACUCCUCAACAACAUCAUCUUCUGGAUCUGUAUGAUCUUCGGGUUGAGCUUGGUGAGUUGUCAAGCCCUUUGAAUCAUGGUGAUUCGACUGACGUUUGGCAGCUGUGCGCACUAUACGUCCUCGUUUAG